AUGGCAGCAGCAGCGGGUGUGGGCGACGCCGCCCAGACGGCAAGCAAGCCGGCGGCCCCGGGAGCAGGACCGGAAAGCGUUUCCGAGGUCGACCCGGCAACGAUCGACGGCGGCCGCCAAGAGGCGACCGAUGCAGGGGGAGGGAACACCGCGCAAGCCCCUCCUGCCGCCGCAACCACAGGAACUAGGGCCGCAGAACUCACCCCGGGAGGCACCGCGGCCGACGCGGAGGCCACCCCUGUGGUGACGGUGGAGCAACCCCCCACCGGACAGAGCAGGGACGGAGGGGGCUCUCCUGGCGUCCAAGCCACCGACCCGGUGUUAACCGGGGAGGCAGCGGACACCGGGUCUGAGCCCCUCGAACUCGCCGCACCGAAGGCCCGCCGCGAGCGAUCGCCUAGUCCCCCGGUGGAGGCAAGGGUCGAGCUCGCGGCUGGUGGAAUCGGAAGGACGCACUUACCGGCGCCAGCACCCGAGGACGUGGUGCGGUCACAAGCGGUGGCCGUGGGUGCCUCCUCGAGUUCCGGGGCGAUCGCGGGCGCAGGCGUCGAGAUCUCUCGGCUGAAGGACAAGCUCCGGAGCCAGAAGGCGGAAACCGAGCUCGCGCGCCGCAACCACGCGAAGCUCGGGAGCCAGCGCCAAGAAAGCACAGCCCUGCUCCGCAGGUUGGCAGAGGUGGGGAACGAGUCGCUGGCGAAGCUGGGGGUAGCCCCGACAACCAUCGACGGCAGCGACGUCAGCACCCUCACCCCCUUCUUCGCGGAGUUCGUGGGAAGGCUGACGGCCGUGGAGGACCGCAUCCGCAGCUUCGGGGACCGGCAAGUGAGUGUCGCCGCAUCUCAGGUUGCCGCCGCCAUCCUGCUGAGGGUCCACCAGGCCUAUCCGGACUUCCCCUUCGAGACCAUCUUCAACGACUGGUCGCCGGAGGAGAACAAGGAGGAGCAUGCCAACGCCGUUAGCCACUUCGUCGAUGAGAUGGUCGUGCGGAUGACGGGGCAGGCUGGUGCUGGUGACGAUGAGGAGGAGGCUGCCGCCGAGGAGGCACCCGCCGCCGAGUCUGCUGCCCCGGAAGCACCCCCGCUUCUAGCCAGUCAUGGAAAGAAAGUGGUGACGAAGCCCAAGGCUGAGAAGAAAGAAAAGGCCAAGAGAUAUAAGGAUGUGCCUCCUCCCACAACUGAAGAAAUCUUCGUUUUCUAUUCCUCAGAAGACGAUGUUGAAGGGGAGACCAGGAUGAAGAGAAAGCAUCGUCUCCAGCACAUCAUUCGUAAGCAUUCCCAUGUGCUCGCAACUGAGAUCAGAAGAGGAACCAAAGAGGCUGAGAACACCAACAUGUACUUUCCUGCACCUAAGUUGGGGCACUUCAAGAUUGUCCGCAAGGAUGGAGGGCCUCAUCGUGAGGAAUUCAACAAGAAGGCUCUGAAGAUCAUCAGAGACAUCAAUUAUGUUGACAUCUCUUCUUGCUGCAUUUGA
This is a messenger RNA of Brachypodium distachyon (stiff brome), 1470 nucleotides long. RefSeq lists its product as uncharacterized. NCBI's taxonomy places the organism in Eukaryota, Viridiplantae, Streptophyta, Magnoliopsida, Poales, Poaceae. The record is from RefSeq and is a predicted model, not a curated record. Bases 1 to 1470 code for a protein of 489 amino acids. The transcript is spliced from 5 exons.